Molecule: messenger RNA, 1495 nt
Organism: Cicer arietinum (chickpea)
Lineage: Eukaryota; Viridiplantae; Streptophyta; Magnoliopsida; Fabales; Fabaceae
Biological process (GO): transmembrane transport
Source: RefSeq, a predicted model, not a curated record
CCUAUUUUGAGAGCAGAGAAAAGAGCUUAUUUUGGCUCCAAAAAAAUUAGGAAGAGUAAUCAAAUCAAUACUUUCAAUUCUUCUUUCUUUCAAUUCUUCUUCAAUGGCUGCUCCAGAAAUUAACUGGGACAGGUUAGACAAAACAAAAUUUUAUGUAGUGGGAGCUGCACUUUUUUCAGGUAUUACUGUGGUACUCUAUCCUGUCUCUGUUGUGAAGACUAGGAUGCAGGUUGCUUCAAAGGAUACUGUGGAGAGAAGUGCAUUUUCUGUUGUGAAAGGAUUACUUAAGACAGAUGGAAUCCCCGGUUUGUAUAAAGGAUUUGGCACGGUCGUCACCGGAGCGAUUCCUGCCAGAAUCAUAUUUCUCACUGCCUUAGAGACCACAAAGGUGGCUUCCUUCAAGAUGCUUGAACCGUUUAAACUAUCUGAAACUACCAAGGCUGCUAUAGCAAAUGGCAUUGCAGGCAUGUCGUCAUCGAUUUUGUCACAAGCAGUGUUUGUUCCGAUUGACGUGGUUAGCCAAAAGUUGAUGGUGCAAGGGUUCUCAGGCCACGCCGAGUAUAGUGGGGGUUUGGAUGUUGCUCAUAAGUUGAUAAGGUCUGACGGAAUCAGGGGAUUAUAUAGAGGGUUUGGUCUAUCUGUUAUGACUUAUUCGCCAUCGAGCGCUGUAUGGUGGGCUAGCUAUGGCUCAAGUCAACGUUUCUUAUGGAGAUUCAUAGAAAAUGAUGUCAAAUCUGAGAAAAGUACUCCUAGUCUGCCAAAGAUUGUUUUAGUUCAGGCAACUGGGGGAAUAAUUGCUGGUGCUACUGCGUCGUGCAUCACAACGCCAUUGGAUACAAUCAAGACACGGUUACAGGUGUUGGGACAUGGAAAGAAAAGCUCUGUUAAACAAGUUGUUAAAGACUUGAUCAGUGAGGAUGGUUGGAAAGGUGUAUACAGAGGAUUAGGUCCAAGAUUUUUCAGCAUGUCAGCAUGGGGUACUUCAAUGAUAUUGACUUAUGAAUAUCUGAAGCGCCUUUGUUCAAAAGAUGAAGAAGCAGCUGGCCAGAAAUCUGGUAUUGUUUCAAUUGAUGGAUAGUGGAUAUGCACAGAAUAGCUUAUGCUCCUAUAACUUGAACACUGGAUUUGCAGCUGAACUUUAAGCAAGCAGCAGCUAUUCUAAGUUUCUAACUGAUUUUUCAGGAAAUAAUCAUUGGAUGAAUAGAUAAAGAUUUUUUUUUUCUUGCCUGAAAAAUAUUAUUUUCAUUUUUUUAGAUAAUUACAUUGGAUUAGGUGUAUUCUUUUCAAAGAUUGUAGAUAAUGUACAAUGGGAGGAAUGAGACUUUACAUACACACACACACAAAUAAACUAAUCACGCUUGGCUUUCUUUUUCCCUUUAGUUUAGUAAUUUCUUAUUUUCAUCUAACUAGGUUUGUAUUGAUAAUAAACCUUGUACAUAAUAUAAAUAAAUAUUUAUAGAGGAAAUAGCUUCACAACAAGAACAAGUUGAUGAAA